This is a messenger RNA of Symbiodinium pilosum, 922 nucleotides long. The record is from the annotation of a GenBank genome assembly. Lineage: Eukaryota; Dinophyceae; Suessiales; Symbiodiniaceae.
CAUCGUGAACACCGUUGGCUGCAUCAGUCUGGCGCGCCUGACAUGCGGUGAACCCACUCAGCUUGAUGUUUUGGCAAGUGUACCUCUGGCCUUCAAUCCGAUCACCAACGUCCUUUUGAAGAGGAUCAUCCUCCGGAUGUCAGAGAUACAUGCGGGUAGAGAGCAAACCAAGAACAUGCGCCGAACAACCCAUGCAGAAUCCAUCACUGGUGUAAUGUUUGUGAUCCUCGCGGUCGUCGUCGUCCUGCUGGCUCUUCUUGGCAGUGAUUUGUGGGCUGAUGCAACCUUUCCCCGCGUUGUGGUGGCAGCCGGCACGCUGGCAAUAGUGUUCCUCGUGGUCCUCGAUGGUGUUUUCUCGUGGUCAGCAUACACAUCCCUGCGGUCAGUGGUACGCAGUGUGGAGAUGGCCAUGCCGAUGCAAGACCCUGGCAAACUGAGCACCGCCUUGUCUGUUGCGAAAACCAAUCUCUAUCUGGUGGUGCUUGCAGUCGUGGGCACCAGCCUCUUCUACGGCAUGUUCGUUGGCGCUGGAGUCGCCUUCUUACUUUUCUACAGGACAGGCCUGACGCUUGGGGAGUCUGGCGAUGCCCCUGACACUGCGUCCGAUCCUACUACUACCGGGAUCGUGCCGCUGAUGAUCUGGUGCUUGGACAGCGUGUUCAACGAUGUUUGCGCUGUCUACUUGGGGUGCGGCCCCACGCAGGCUGCACUUGAUCUAGUUACACAGGCCAGCCACGCAGAUGCUUUGGGCAUACCAGUAGCAGACACAGUUGGACAGGUCCUUGGGGCACCUGGGGUGGGUGAAGUGACGAAGGGUCAAGCAGGAGCUGUCGGCAAGCCUGUGGCAGCUGUUUCUGGGGAGGUCCUUGGAACACCGGCGCAGGAAUCCAAUAGUCGCCCAGUAGCCACAGUAGAGGCUUGA